CUAAAUAAUAACCCUGCAGGUGGUUUCCUCUGAUUAUUUGCUCAUUUUCGUCCCACUUGCAUAGCGAAAGAACAUGAAGGCCUCCAUGUCAGAUUUCUUUAAGAACCUUGAUGAUUUCACAACUCCACGCGAGAUGCUAAACGACUUUUACAUGUCUUCCUUCGUUAUGACCAGAAAAGAUAAUUUUUAUGACCGUUCUGCCUUAUUUAGUUGCUUGUGCCUAUUGGAUGACGCGGAUCUUGUCGAUUUGCCAACUCCUGCAAUUGUUAAGCCUGUUGAGCUUUGGAGUGGUAAGCAGCUAUUUAACAUUCUAUUGCGCCCACAUGCCAAUGUGAAAGUCUGUGUGGAUCUUACCGUAGAGGAGAAAAUAUACACGAAGGUGGAUGAGGAGAAAAGAGAAUUGAAAACAUUGUGCCCGAAUGAUGGGUUUGUUUACUUUCGUAACAGUGAGUUGAUCUCUGGCCAAUUUGGAAAGGUUACUUUAGGAAAUGGUAAUACGGAGGGACUGUUAUCUCUGAUACUGAGAGAAUGCGAAGCAGAAGCAGCUGCAUCUUGCUUGAAUCGUUUAGCGAAAGUGAGAUGUCGUCAGCCAUGGAUCCUUGAUUUCAAUGGCGCGACAGGCAUGAAUGAUAUUACACCAAAUGAGAUGGUGAUUAAGAAGAAAGAGGAAAUACUUUCAGAGGCUUAUAGGAAAUGUGAUGAGUACAUAGAAGCUUUCAAUAAAGGAAAACUAGAGCUCAUACCUGGUUGUGAUGCUGCUCAAACAUUAGAGACCCGGAUAACUCAAGUAUUGAACGGUAUAAGUGAUGUGAUCAGGAAGUUUUUCUUGCAAACUACGCACUGGAGAAAUAUUCUAUUGGUCAUGUCGCAGUGUGGAUGGAAAAACUCUACCGGUGAAAUGGUUGGCUGUCUUGGUCUACAGUCAGUUCGUGGGUUUGAAGAUCGAAUCCUUCCUCAUUUCCCUAAAAAUGCACAAACGCCUGCAGCUAGAGGUUUUAUUGCUAAUUCAUUUUCCAGUGGAUUGAGGGGUACUGAGUUUUUUCUUCACUGCCAAGCGAACAGAUUUCGUUUAUUAGACGAUUAAAACUGCAUAGACCGGAUAUUUGUCAUGUUAAUUAGUUAAAUGAAUGGAAGAUUUGUUUUUACAUUAUGCUAACACGGUAAGAAAUGUGGGUGGUUCUAUUGUUCAAUUUUGCUAUGGAGAUGAUAGCAUGAAUCCGACAGGCAUACGGAGGAAAAACUUGGAAAACGAUUAAUUUGAGCAGUUGUUUCUUAAAUGCAAGGUUUGAAAACGGCCAUGGUUAUUUAGUUUCAUCAUUAUUGUUUGGAACUUUGCAACAUUAUGAAAAUAUUUAUGAUGUGGUUUCUUGUAUAACUGGGCAAGUGGAUGCAUUUUUUAGGGGAAAAUUUUUCUGACA
This is a messenger RNA of Vigna unguiculata (cowpea), 1418 nucleotides long. RefSeq names its product DNA-directed RNA polymerase III subunit 1-like. Gene Ontology annotation, molecular function: DNA binding; DNA-directed RNA polymerase activity. The record is from RefSeq and is a predicted model, not a curated record. Gene Ontology annotation, biological process: DNA-templated transcription. NCBI's taxonomy places the organism in Eukaryota, Viridiplantae, Streptophyta, Magnoliopsida, Fabales, Fabaceae.